CCGCUUCAUUCGCUCUCUUCUGCGCGUCAUCCAGACGGCAAAAAACAAAAGACGAAUAAUAAGUGGAAUAAAAGAACCCUAGGCUUUCUGCAGAAAACAAUGGAAGCGGAGGCAAGCGGGCUCAAGAAACAGCAGCUACACACCAAGCUCAAUGGACCAACGAAUUCCAUGGUUACGCCCCUCCUUACAGAUCUCUAUCAGUUCACCAUGGCUUAUGCUUACUGGAAAGCCCGCAAGCAUCUCGAACGAGCUGUGUUUGAUUUAUUUUUCCGUAGGAACCCGUUUGGUGGUGAAUAUACUGUGUUUGCUGGUCUUGAAGAAUGCGUUCAGUUCAUUGCUAACUUUAAAUUUACAGAGGAAGACAUCUUAUAUCUCCGCUCAUCCCUGCCUAAUUGUGAGGAUGGCUUUUUUGAUUAUCUCAGAGGAAUCAACUGCUCUGAUGUUGAAGUGUAUGCUAUUUCUGAGGGGUCAGUUGUUUUUCCAAAGAUACCCUUAUUGAGGGUUGAAGGACCAAUUGCUGUGGUUCAACUCUUGGAAACUCCUUUUGUGAAUCUUAUCAACUACGCAUCAUUAGUUGCUACAAAUGCUGCGAGACACCGGUUUGUUGCAGGGAAGUCCAAAGUUCUACUUGAGUUUGGGCUUCGACGAGCACAGGGACCUGAUGGUGGAAUAAGCGCAUCAAAAUAUUGCUAUAUUGGUGGAUUUGAUGCCACAAGCAAUGUUGCAGCUGGGCAGUUAUUUGGGAUUCCACUUCGUGGAACACAUUCUCAUGCCUUUGUUAGCUCAUUCAUGAGCCCCAAUGAGAUUAUUGACAAAUCACUUUGUCGUAAUGAUGGCUCAAGUACUUGUGAAGAUUUUGUUAGUCUGGUGCAGACCUGGCUAAGAAAAAUUCAGUGGACACAUUCAUUGCAUGGUGUUUUUGGUGAGACCAAUCAAAGCGAGUUGGCAGCUUUUAUCUCAUAUGCAUUGUCAUUCCCCCAAAACUUUCUAGCCCUUGUCGAUACAUAUGAUGUUAUGAGAAGUGGAGUUCCUAAUUUCUGUGCAGUUGCUUUAGCACUUGCUGAUUUGGGGUAUAAAGCAAUUGGCAUUAGGUUGGACUCUGGUGACAUCGCAUACUUGUCUAUUGAGGCUCGGAAAUUCUUCUGUGCAAUUGAAAAAGAAUUUGAAGUACCUGGAUUUGGAAAUAUGACCAUUACUGCUAGCAACGACCUCAAUGAGGAAACUUUGGAUGCAUUAAACAAACAGGGACAUGAAGUUGAUUCAUUUGGAAUUGGUACCUACCUGGUAACAUGUUAUGCUCAAGCUGCUCUAGGUUGUGUCUUCAAGCUGGUUGAGAUUAAUAAUCUGCCUCGCAUUAAACUAUCUGAAGAUGUUUCAAAGGUUUCAAUACCAUGUAAGAAAAGAUGUUACAGAUUAUAUGGGAGAGAAGGCUACCCUCUGGUAGACAUUAUGACUGGAGAAAAUGAACCACGUCCAAAGGCAGCAGAACGGGUUUUAUGCCGUCAUCCUUUCAAUGAAUCCAAGAGAGCAUAUGUGGUUCCACAGCGUGUUGAGGAGCUGUUGAAGUGUUAUUGGCCUGGAGAUUCAGGUAAAGCAAGAGAAGAAUUAUCACCCCUUAAGGAGAUAAGGAACCAUUGCAUGAGACAGUUGGAUCAAAUGCAGCCUGAUCAUAUGAGGAGGCUGAACCCAACACCUUACAAGGUGAGUGUAAGUGCAAAGUUGUACGACUUCAUUCACCUCCUAUGGCUCAAUGAGGCUCCUGUUGGGGAGUUGCAGUAAUGAUAUGGAUAAAAAGUACUUCAAGGUAGUCAUCAUAGGUUGCUGAUCAAAAGGAAAUUGGUCAUCAUCAGUUGCAAGGGAAGCAAUGAUUUCAGUUGCGUGAAGGAGCUUCCUGAAAGAAUUGGGUCCUCAUGUUAAUAUAUUUUGCAUAUAAACAUACAGAUUUCAAUGCGGUAUGGAUCAAAAAUUGUUUUUAUUUAAUAAAGGUGCUAGAUAAAGCACCCUCUUAACUUUCUCCA
Nelumbo nucifera (sacred lotus) is the source of this 2018-nucleotide messenger RNA. Its product is annotated as nicotinate phosphoribosyltransferase 1-like. Gene Ontology annotation, cellular component: cytosol. Gene Ontology annotation, molecular function: nicotinate phosphoribosyltransferase activity. The record is from RefSeq and is a predicted model, not a curated record. Lineage: Eukaryota; Viridiplantae; Streptophyta; Magnoliopsida; Proteales; Nelumbonaceae. Gene Ontology annotation, biological process: NAD+ biosynthetic process via the salvage pathway.